UUCAGGCUGAAGUUUUUUCUUAUUUGAAUCGUUUUAUCUUCUUUUUAAUGAAACAUUUAUUAGAUUUAAAUUUUUUUUUAAGAUGCCUGCAUAAAGCUAUUUUAUGAUUUGGACAUUACACAGUAAAGGAAAGAAGGAAACUAGAAAACAAUGUGUUCAUUUUGGAAGCAAAGUAAAAAUUUAAAAAAAUGGAACCUUGUUCCUGUGACACUUUUGUGGCAUUGCCUCCAGCAACAGUUGAAAAUAGGAUUAUUUUUGGAAAAAAUUCAGAUAGACUCUGUGAUGAAGUACAAGAGGUAGUUUAUUUUCCUGCUGCAGUUCACGAUAACCUGAGAGGACAUCUUAAGUGUACUUACAUAGAAAUUGAUCAGGUCCCUGAAACAUAUGCUGUUGUUCUCAGUCGCCCAGCUUGGUUGUGGGGUGCAGAAAUGGGAGCCAAUGAACAUGGAGUUUGCAUUGGGAAUGAAGCUGUUUGGGGAAGAGAAGAAGUUUGUGAUGAAGAGGCGCUACUGGGCAUGGACCUUGUCAGACUUGGCCUUGAAAGAGCUGAUACAGCUGAAAAAGCUCUCAAUGUCAUUGUUGAUUUAUUAGAAAAAUACGGCCAGGGUGGAAAUUGUUCAGAGGAUGGUAUGGCAUUUAGCUAUCACAACAGUUUCCUGAUAGCUGAUAGGAAGGAAGCCUGGAUUCUGGAGACUGCAGGGAAGUACUGGGCAGCAGAAAAAGUACAAGAGGGAGUUCGUAAUAUUUCUAAUCAGCUUUCUAUAACGACCAAGAUUGAUCGGGAACACCCAGACAUGAGAAACUAUGCUAAGCAGAAAGGUUGGUGGGAUGGUAAAAAGGAGUUUGAUUUUGCAGCAACAUAUUCUUAUAUUGACACAACCAAGAUGACAAUUUCACCAGGCAGAUACUGUGAAGGCUACAAACUUCUGAAUAAACACAAAGGAAACAUAACUUUUGAAACAAUGAUGGAAAUUCUCCGAGAUAAACCAAGUGGCAUUAAUAUGGAAGGAGAAUUCCUGACCACUGCAAGCAUGGUUUCUAUUUUACCUCAAGAUUCCAACUUUCCUUGCAUUCACUUCUUCACUGGGACUCCUGAUCCUGAGAGAUCUGUUUUUAAGCCUUUCAUAUUUGUGCCAAAUAUUUCACAACUACUGGACACCAGUUCACCAACAUUUGAAGUUGAAGACCCAGUUAAAAAGAAGCCACAUUUUAAGACUAAACCUGACAGAAGACACCCACUCUACCAAGAGCAUCAACAGGCAUUGAAAAUAAUAGAUAACAAGGAGGAAAAAGCCAAAACAAUGUUGGAGAACAUGAGAAAACUGGAGAAAGAACUAUUCAAAGAGAUGGAAUCAAUCCUUCAAAACAAGCAUCUUGAUGUGGAUAAAAUUGUUAAUCUUUUUCCUCAGUGUGCAAAAGAUGAAAUUCAAAUUUAUAAGUUAAAUAUUAAUUCUUAAUGAUCAUCUAAAUGGUCAACAAUCUUCCUCAAAGUCAGAAUCAAUCACCGUGGUAAAUGACAUGAACCUAGUGUGAGCAGAUAUGAUUAUUCUUUAAUAUCAUUCAAGUGAUAGCUUGGCUAUUAAAACUGCAUAUAAUUGCUGAAAUAUCAAGAAAGAAAAUAACAUUGAAAUUAGACACAUAUAUUAUGGGAUAGCCAGUUGUUACAUCAGGUACUGACCCAUGUUGUUUUUUUUGUAGCUGCAAUAACUUUUUACAAAUAACAUAUUCAAUUCUGCAUAAGGCAUGAAACAUUAAAAUAA
Eptesicus fuscus (big brown bat) is the source of this 1760-nucleotide messenger RNA. RefSeq names its product secernin 3 (gene SCRN3). The record is from RefSeq and is a predicted model, not a curated record. The transcript is spliced from 8 exons. Bases 189 to 1457 code for a protein of 422 amino acids. Gene Ontology annotation, biological process: proteolysis. Gene Ontology annotation, molecular function: dipeptidase activity; cysteine-type exopeptidase activity. Lineage: Eukaryota; Metazoa; Chordata; Mammalia; Chiroptera; Vespertilionidae.